UUUAAAUCUGAAUCGAUUAAGCCAAUGCACGUGGCCCAUGGUGCUUGUCUAUAAUUAUAGCUAGCUAGGCAGCAAAUUAUAUAUUUGCCAGAAUUCAACGGUUAUCCGAUCCAAUACAAGAUGUAUACGAUACCCCUUUCUCUUCUAGAAAUAGAAACUUUAAUAGUGAUAAUAAUAAUGUACUCCUAAUUGUCUUGUUUAUAUAAUAUAAUCGAAGAACAGUGGUUCAAGUGGGUUCACAGGCGUGGGGAGGAAAUGGCGGAAAGGUCAAAGAAAGUGGCUUGGUGGAGAUGCUCAGGCCUGGUAGAGGCUUGAAAUCCUAUCUUGCGCACUUGUGAAGCUAUUCUAUAUAAGAGAAGGACACUUCCUCAGUUGAACACACGAAAUCAAUUUAGGAGCUCCCUUUAAGCCGAAAAGAGAUGGCAAGUAGUAACAUCAGGACGCACUUUUGCAGCUCCACCUUGAUCUUUCUUUUAUUGCCCUUACUCUUGCAAUUUUAUUCUGGUAAAAGUGAGCUCCAAUUCAAUUACUACGCGCAAAGCUGCCCAAGAGCUGAAGAGAUCAUCAAAGAACAAGUCAUUAAGCUGUACAAUAAACAUGGAAACACAGCUGUUUCAUGGGUCAGGAAUCUCUUCCAUGAUUGCAUAGUCAAGUCAUGCGAUGCGUCACUCUUGCUGGAGACCGUGAAUGGAAUUGAAUCAGAGAAAGCAUCGCAAAGGAGCCUUGGAAUGAGGAAUUUUAAGUACGUAAACACCAUAAAAGCGGCCCUGGAGAGUGAAUGCCCUGUGACAGUCUCUUGUGCUGAUAUUGUUGCUCUUUCAGCUAGAGACGGCAUUGUCAUGUUAGGAGGACCGAGGGUCGAGAUGAAAACAGGGCGGAGUGACAGCACCGAAAGCUAUGGAGCAGUGGUCGAAGACUUCAUCCCUAAUCACAAUGAUAGCAUUUCGUUGGUACUUUCCCGCUUUCAAUCCAUUGGCGUUGACGUUGAAGGAACAGUUGCUCUUUUAGGAAGUCACUCUGUUGGCCGAGUUCACUGCGUGAAUCUAGUACACAGGAUCUACCCUACAGUUGAUCCAACUAUGGACCCUGAUUAUGCUGAGUACCUUAAAGGCCGGUGUCCGACCCCAGAUCCCGAUCCACAGGCAGUUCUAUAUGCAAGAAAUGAUCGUGAAACACCAAUGAUCCUUGAUAAUUACUACUACAAAAACUUAUUGGGCCACAAGGGACUUCUCAUGGUGGAUCAACAAUUGACUUCUGAUCCACUUACGUCUCCAUACGUUGAGAAGAUGGCUGCUGAUAAUGGCUACUUCCAUGACCAAUUUUCAAGGGCUGUGGUGUUGUUGUCAGAGAACAAUCCACUUACUGGUAACCAAGGAGAGAUAAGGAAGGAUUGCCGCUAUGUUAAUAGCAAUUAGCAAAUUGCUAGAAACAAAUGUCCCUGGUUAAUUAAAUAGCAACUUGCAAUUUCUUCAUACAAGCGAUGUAUAUGCUUGUGAAUUGUGAUGGGAUAAUAAGAAAAAGUCACAAAGCUUGAAGAGCUUGCGUAUGUUUUUGGGCGUACCUAGGCCCUUUGUGGAAAUGAAAUGCUUCUAAAAUAUUAUGUCA
Molecule: messenger RNA, 1605 nt
Organism: Populus trichocarpa (black cottonwood)
Lineage: Eukaryota; Viridiplantae; Streptophyta; Magnoliopsida; Malpighiales; Salicaceae
Product: peroxidase 21
Exons: 5
Coding region: 420-1415 (331 amino acids)
Biological process (GO): response to oxidative stress; hydrogen peroxide catabolic process
Molecular function (GO): peroxidase activity; heme binding
Source: RefSeq, a predicted model, not a curated record